AUGCCAGCCUGCUCUAGUUCAGUGCCUCUUAGUGCCUUGUCAUCUGUGUCGGUGAUUGCACAUGAGGCAGUUUUAGUUGCAUCUCCACCCUUUGCAACUGAUCUAAACCGCAGUCGUGAUGGAGAAAUAAGUGAUACUCGAUCCUUGGGUGAGCUUGCAAUUGCGAUGGCCGAGUCCGCCACGAUUGCUAAUGAUAAUGAUGAUGACAUAGUAAGGACAACUCCAGUUGUGGAUGGUGGAGCAUCUAAUUCAGGAACUCAGCACGAUACACAGAAUACAGGAGCUCUAGCUGAGUUUCAGGUUAGUCAGCAGUUUCAGGAUAAAAAGGAGAUCGUGUUAAGCGUGAAGACUUAUAGCAUCCGCCGUGAGGUUGAGUACAAAGUGUUAGAAUCCGAUCAUCAUAAAUACUAUGGAAAGUGUAAAGAAUUCGGCAACGGUGAUGACAGGAUGAUUGAUUAUCAUGUGAUAUCGGCCUUCAUACUGCCUAAGAUUAGAGCUGAUGCUGCCGUCUCGAUCAAGGUACUGAGUGUGCAUAUCACGAUGCCAGGUAGUGUCGCAGUGUUGAAGACGAGUCCUGUGCGAGUUGGUGGGCAAGUGGAUGAGACAUCAGCUUAUUUUCAUCAGCUUUUUUGGACAUCAUACCGUGUAUCGAGCCCUUCCAUCAUUGCAAGCCAUUGGUUAGUGUCGACGAGACUCACUUGUACGCAUGUAAUGCUUCAACCGAGUAUUCUAGUCAUAUUGGAUAGGCACAACGGGAUAAAGGCUGCAUUGGAGGUUCUUGAUGGUAGUUGGCUUCCGCCUAAUGCAUACCGGACAUUUUAUAUCUGUCACGUGGCUACGAAUUUUUCCCUGAGUUUCAACGGCAAGGAUGCACUAAGGUUUUUAGUGAGACUAAGGUCGAGUUUCACUACUGAUUCGACAUCCUCCGAUCCAAAGAUGCUGCAAUGUGUGACUGGGCUAACCGGAUCGACUAUGCACAAUAGACUCAGCAUUAGGACAAAUGUUGGAGAUUCGGGCAUAUGA
This is a messenger RNA of Arachis duranensis, 1023 nucleotides long. RefSeq lists its product as uncharacterized. The record is from RefSeq and is a predicted model, not a curated record. Lineage: Eukaryota; Viridiplantae; Streptophyta; Magnoliopsida; Fabales; Fabaceae. The transcript is spliced from 6 exons. The coding region runs from base 1 to 1023 and encodes 340 amino acids.